GAGGUGUGCAGUGGCAUGGAAGGGCCAGCGGGGUAUCUGCGGCGGGCCAGUGUGGCCCAACUGACCCAGGAGCUGGGCACUGCCUUCUUCCAGCAGCAGCAGCUGCCAGCUGCUAUGGCAGACACCUUCCUGGAACACCUCUGCCUACUAGACAUUGAUUCCGAGCCCGUGGCUGCUCGCAGUACCAGCAUCAUUGCCACCAUCGGGCCAGCAUCUCGCUCCGUGGAGCGCCUCAAGGAGAUGAUCAAGGCCGGGAUGAACAUUGCGCGACUCAACUUCUCCCACGGCUCCCACGAGUACCAUGCUGAGUCCAUCGCCAACGUCCGGGAGGCGGUGGAGAGCUUUGCAGCUUCCCCACUCAGCUACCGGCCCGUGGCCAUCGCCCUGGACACCAAGGGACCGGAGAUCCGCACUGGGAUCCUGCAGGGGGGUCCAGAGUCGGAAGUGGAGCUGGUGAAGGGCUCCCAGGUGCUGGUGACUGUGGACCCCGCGUUCCGGACGCGGGGGAACGCGAACACCGUGUGGGUGGACUACCCCAAUAUUGUCCGGGUCGUGCCGGUGGGGGGCCGCAUCUACAUUGACGACGGGCUCAUCUCCCUAGUGGUCCAGAAAAUCGGCCCAGAGGGACUGGUGACCCAAGUGGAGAACGGCGGCGUCCUGGGCAGCCGGAAGGGCGUGAACUUGCCAGGGGCCCAGGUGGACUUGCCCGGGCUGUCCGAGCAGGACGUCCGAGACCUGCGCUUCGGGGUGGAGCAUGGGGUGGACAUCGUCUUUGCCUCCUUUGUGCGGAAAGCCAGCGACGUGGCUGCCGUCAGGGCUGCUCUGGGUCCGGAAGGACACGGCAUCAAGAUCAUCAGCAAAAUUGAGAACCACGAAGGCGUGAAGAGGUUUGAUGAAAUCCUGGAGGUGAGCGACGGCAUCAUGGUGGCACGGGGGGACCUAGGCAUCGAGAUCCCAGCAGAGAAGGUUUUCCUGGCUCAGAAGAUGAUGAUUGGGCGCUGCAACUUGGCGGGCAAGCCUGUUGUCUGUGCCACACAGAUGCUGGAGAGCAUGAUUACCAAGCCCCGGCCAACGAGGGCAGAGACAAGCGAUGUCGCCAACGCUGUGCUGGAUGGGGCUGACUGCAUCAUGCUGUCAGGGGAGACUGCCAAGGGCAACUUCCCUGUGGAAGCGGUGAAGAUGCAGCAUGCGAUUGCCCGGGAGGCAGAGGCCGCAGUGUACCACCGGCAGCUGUUUGAGGAGCUACGUCGGGCAGCGCCACUAAGCCGUGAUCCCACUGAGGUCACUGCCAUUGGUGCUGUGGAGGCUGCCUUCAAGUGCUGUGCUGCUGCCAUCAUUGUGCUGACCACAACUGGCCGCUCAGCCCAGCUUCUGUCUCGGUACCGACCUCGGGCAGCAGUCAUUGCUGUCACCCGCUCUGCCCAGGCUGCCCGCCAGGUCCACUUAUGCCGAGGAGUCUUCCCCUUGCUUUACCGUGAACCUCCAGAAGCCAUCUGGGCAGAUGAUGUAGAUCGCCGGGUGCAAUUUGGCAUUGAAAGUGGAAAGCUCCGUGGCUUCCUCCGUGUUGGAGACCUGGUGAUUGUGGUGACAGGCUGGCGACCUGGCUCCGGCUACACCAACAUCAUGCGGGUGCUAAGCAUAUCCUGAGACGCCCCUCCCUCCUCUGGCCCAGCCUACCCCUGUACCCCAUCCCUUCCUCCCCAGUCUACGUUCUCCAGCCCACACCCCUCCAAAGCCCCACCUUUAAGUCCUCUCUUCUCUAUUCCUGACCCUCCCUACCUGAGGCCUAUCUGAGACUAUAACUGUCAUCUAGCCCCAUUCGAGGUUGCCCCUUCCCCAUCUCCAUUUCACACAGGUCCUGAAAGCCUGUGUCCAAUUAUGCACUGGCCACCCAACAGCACCAAUUGUACAUUCCUUGCAUCCAAUCUGCUCAGCAGGCCCUAAGAUGCCUUGAGUCUUUAAUCCCAGUUUGGCUGGUUAAUUCCAUAACCCCAGGCAUCCCAUCCCUUGGGGUGGGGGAGAGGGGAGACAGGGCAAUCUUGUCCACAGUCUCCCAUUCUCAUAUGUAGCCCUCAUGAUAAUCUGGGCAUCUUGUGCCAGGGCAGGCUACCCCUUCAUGGUGACUAACAGUUACAUGAAAGUCCACGCUUUUGGGAAAACUGGGUGGGAUGGAUGCUGGGGAGAAGUGAGGGCUGGGCAGCUGAUUUUGUCACUGUCUUCACAACCUCUGUGCUGGGCUUGUAGACCACUGUCCUGGCUGCUCUCAUGCCUGCCUGAUACCCUGCUUGGUCAAAUCCCCGGCUGCUUCCUUCUGCACCCAGAAAUUCCUUCCCACUCACUUUGUUCCCACACACAAACCAACAGCCAAAAAUGAGUGU
Gorilla gorilla gorilla (western lowland gorilla) is the source of this 2378-nucleotide messenger RNA. RefSeq names its product pyruvate kinase L/R (gene PKLR). Gene Ontology annotation, molecular function: magnesium ion binding; potassium ion binding; pyruvate kinase activity. The transcript is spliced from 11 exons. The record is from RefSeq and is a predicted model, not a curated record. NCBI's taxonomy places the organism in Eukaryota, Metazoa, Chordata, Mammalia, Primates, Hominidae. Bases 16 to 1647 code for a protein of 543 amino acids. Gene Ontology annotation, biological process: glycolytic process.